CAACCACACAGCCGUGGAUGCACACCGGAAGUACUUACUGCCACCACACCAGAGAUGGAAUCACGUAAUCAACAUGGCGGCGGUCUUCUACAUCCGGUAGCAUGGCAUGACGUUUUGUAUGCUUUUGCGCGAAGGCCGAAGUUUCGAGUUGAGUUAGCCGCAGUUACUGUUCAAGUGAUGGAGUUCAACUUUGACAACGACAUCUUUGAGGCCAGCAGAGAAAGAACACAAAGUCUCCCAUCGCACUAUGAAGCCAAGAUCUGCAAAGACAAGUGGUUUGCUUCAGCCGUGGCUAGGGAUGCAGAAGAGGAAUUGCUUAUCGCAAAACAUAUGGCAGACAACAAGUAUUACAACAAAGAAUACAAGGAGGCGCUAGAUUACUACAUAAAAUGCCUUGCUCACAUACCGGCAUCAAAUACUGCAGCUCAGCGCGAUUGCAUUGAAGGGAAGUGCCGAUGCUACUUGAAGCUUGGGCAGUACGACGCCGCGCUAGAGUUAUCUAAGGAGCUGGACCAACUUUGUCUAAACAACGACCACAGGGUAAUAGUUUGGCGGCUAUUAUCGGAAAUUCACAACUUCAGAAAUAAAAAAGAAGGUAAAUCAUAUAAAUUAGAUGAACAGGCUGCACUUUGCAAGUGCAUUUGUUUUCAUCCGGAGACCUCAGAGUUCUGGUACCGGCUUUCGCUGUGUUAUUUGUCACAAGCAAAGGCCAGUGGCUGUCGAACCAUCUCAAAUUUGUCUGUAAUCCUCACUGCUGCUGCAUGCUUGACCAAGACCAGCCUGCUGUAUCAAGGAAGCAUGUCGGGACAGAGGUCAUUCGCAAGGGUCGAAAACUUGCGGAAGCAAGAAAAGAUCAGCAAGCUAUUGCAAGAAAUCAGUGCAGCUGCAGAGUUUCGUGAAUUGGCUAAGAAGGAGAUGACAGCGGAUGCCGACACAAGCGAAGAGGUCCGAUCCGAAGACUGCGCGGAUAUCAUAAAGGCCAAUACACCACCAGCAGAAGUUGUGGCGCUCUUUGAAAAGAAGUGGUUUGCUUGGAUAGAAAAAUACGAAAAACAACCCCUCAAAUGAUCAGAAAAAUGUUGUCAAAGGUUUGACAAACAACUUCUGACAUCUAUCUUCACAAUCCACUUAUUGAAGUGAGUGCCAAAUGAAAAACAGUUCCCGCCUCCGCCAGUCACCAUGAUAGCAUCUUCGCACAACACACUUGUGUGUUUGAACAGCAUUAUUGGCCGUUCGGGGCUCUGACAGGGAAAAGCCACCUCGACGCACUGCCCGCUGGUCAGGUUCACGACCCCAACGCCACACGGUCUGGCAUGAUUCCUACUGACACCGCCAACCAACAGAAGCAAGUUUGGCCACAGAAAAUGUGCGGAGUGACUGUAUCUUUCCGUAACGCCACUGACUCGAAGCGCUUCCCACGCACCACACUCUGCAUCGUAAGAAUAAAUCGAUUUCGACGGAACUUCGUCCUCUCCGAGUCCGCACGUGACGAGAACCUUUGUGUCGUUCACGGUGACAGCUGCGUGACUGUGUCGUCUGCUAGGAGUCUCUGCACUAUGGGGUAUUUCCGUCCAAGUGUUGCUGGUCGCGGAAUAAACGUAGCAGUCGUUAAGGGCAGGAUCGUGAGGUGUCCGUCCACCAAAAAGGAAAGCAAACUCUCUGCCGCGCGACUGUACGACGUUUAGAGUGUGCCUCCACCUUGGCUUAGGUGCAGAGUUACGCUUAAUACACGUUGCAGUAAAGCGAUCUGGCUUUCCCCCACAUGGAUGUAGCAUGAUGUCGUCUUGGCAUGCGUGAAGCGGAGAGGUUCGUCCACCGUUGAUGAAGAUGGAGCCGUCCGCGAACCGUACGACACAAGCAUGCUGACGUCCGUCGAAUGCCUCUUCGCUGUCGAUUUCAAUCUGUCGCGUUGUGUUUGUCUCUAAAUCUGUAAGUACAGGGGUGAAGACCCGCUUGUGCACCCCGUCACUGUUUGCAAAUCCGCACACUGUAAGGACAGUAUCUUUUGAUAAAAUAACCGAGCUGUGA
This is a messenger RNA of Ornithodoros turicata, 2028 nucleotides long. RefSeq lists its product as uncharacterized. The transcript has 8 exons. The record is from RefSeq and is a predicted model, not a curated record. Lineage: Eukaryota; Metazoa; Arthropoda; Arachnida; Ixodida; Argasidae. The coding region runs from base 55 to 1068 and encodes 337 amino acids. Gene Ontology annotation, molecular function: protein binding.